AGUGGUUGGUGUGUUGUGUGCUUUCUAGUAUUGACGCUGGUUCAAAUCUCAUCUUUUAUCACCUUUUUCCCAAGUUUUUAUCUUGCAUACUUCCAUUGAUUCCACCUCCAACCCUUUUCCCUCUCCCGUUUUCCUCUUUUCUCACACAUAGAGGGGAGGCCGACCAUGGCGGUGCGAGGCGGAGCAAUGAUGUAAUCGAUAAAUUCCUCCACGAUUGUUCAUCUCCUCACCGUCAUGAACUCUCUCAGCCACUUCUCCUCCGGCCAUUCUUGGUUUUUGGCGUCUUUUCUUUUUUGAUUGAGUUGUGGCGCCGAAGGUGGGAGUGAUGGUGAAGGCGAACGGUGGUGGUGGUUGGACGAUUGGCGGCGGCGGAGGAGGGAAUGGUGGUGAAGGUUGAAGUUUAGUAUAUAUAAAAAUCUUCUUCUAUUUUCAACAUGUUUCACAAUCUUUAGGUACUGGGUCAAGUUCCUUUUGCUCAAUUUCCUGUUUUUGCAUAGUUUUUGCGUGUUUUUUUUAUAGUUUUUGUGGGUUUGUGUUAUUUGCACACCAGGUGUUUGUGUAAAUGCCUGAAAGAACCAUUUGUUGUAAUUAGUCGUUUUUUCUUGAGUAUUUCUUUCUGGGAUAGAUGGGAAAGGUAUGUGUACGAUCAUGCAACUCGAAAGAUGGAUUCUUUCAAUCUAUGUGAUACUGGUGGUCUGGGUCACCCGAUUUGAUUUGAUACAAAAACAAAGAGUUUAACAAGGAUCAUAAAUCACCCACCCCUGUUCAAAACACACCUCCACGGUUAGUGAUCAUAGCGAAAAACGACACUAAACCGUCGUCUCAGACUGUAGUCGAUUUUCAAGAAGCGUACCAAGAUGUUAAACAGUCUGAAAACAUUGUGGUUGUGAAACAAGAGAGUAAAUUGUCGCAGCAUGUUAAAAAGCCGUAUAACGUGAAGAGAAUGUUAAGUGCAGGGUUACAAGCUGAUUCCGUCUUGAAAACCAAAACCGGACAUUUAAAAGAGUACUACAACUUAGGUCCGAAACUGGGUCAUGGUCAAUUCGGUACAACUUUUCUUUGCAUUGAGAAAACUACAGGAAAACGCUUCGCGUGCAAAUCAAUCGCUAGGCGGAAAUUACUCAUCGAAGAAGAUGUAGAAGAUGUGAGAUGGGAAAUUGAGAUCAUGCAUCAUUUAUCUGGACACCCUAAUGUGGUGUCGAUUCAAGGAGCGUAUGAAGAUUCGGUUGCGGUUCAUUUGGUUAUGGAACUAUGUGGUGGAGGUGAACUGUUUGAUAGAAUUGCCCAAAAGGGUCAUUAUUCGGAACGAAAAGCGGCUGAUCUUAUUAGAAAGAUUGUUGGUGUGAUUGAAGCGUGUCAUUCUUUAGGUGUUAUGCAUCGUGAUCUUAAACCGGAGAAUUUUUUUUUCGUAGAUGAAGAUGAAGAUUCGCCGCUUAAGACUAUAGAUUUUGGGCUAUCCGUUUUCUUUAAACCAGGGUCUCGAAGACACUGAUUAUGUAAGGAACCACGACUUCGCUCCACCACCGAACGUCACCACAGCUGCAGCCUGCAGUCGUCGGAUGCUAACAAAGUCAAGUAACUUGUACCCAAAAUCCGAAGCUGGUACAACAACCUUUUGUUUUGUAUGAGAUGUUCACAGAAAGUAUAUUUGAAGUGGGUUAGAUUCAGCACCAUGAGGAUGCACAUGUCAUUUCACUUUUUUGUUAAUGAACAUCUGGCCAUAUUGACCAGUUGGCCUGAACAUGCAUUGUUAUUUUUUUUUUUGUUGUGCAUAGAUUGAAUUCACAAGGUCUCUUGAUUCAGUUUAGUUAACUCAAUGGCUGCUACUUCAGAAGCCAUCCUUCAAGUGU
Molecule: messenger RNA, 1850 nt
Organism: Helianthus annuus (common sunflower)
Lineage: Eukaryota; Viridiplantae; Streptophyta; Magnoliopsida; Asterales; Asteraceae
Product: calcium-dependent protein kinase 25
Exons: 3
Coding region: 944-1492 (182 amino acids)
Biological process (GO): protein autophosphorylation; intracellular signal transduction; peptidyl-serine phosphorylation
Cellular component (GO): cytoplasm; nucleus
Molecular function (GO): calmodulin binding; ATP binding; calcium-dependent protein serine/threonine kinase activity
Source: RefSeq, a predicted model, not a curated record